This is a messenger RNA of Copidosoma floridanum, 3335 nucleotides long. Its product is annotated as integrin alpha-4-like. The record is from RefSeq and is a predicted model, not a curated record. Gene Ontology annotation, molecular function: integrin binding. Lineage: Eukaryota; Metazoa; Arthropoda; Insecta; Hymenoptera; Encyrtidae. Gene Ontology annotation, cellular component: integrin complex; external side of plasma membrane. Gene Ontology annotation, biological process: cell-matrix adhesion; cell-cell adhesion; cell adhesion mediated by integrin.
CGGUCCAGUUACUUUGGUUACUCGGUGGCGCUCUACGUCCACCAAAACGUUUCGCUGCUGUUGGUGGGGGCACCACGGGCCAACUCCUCGCGUCGGGACGACAAGGAGCAGAAGGUCUACGAGCCAGGGGCUGUUUAUUACUGCGACUUGUCGAACGAUAAUUGCACCGAGUGGCACUUUGAUAAUAUUACAAGCAAUAACAAGGGAAAAAAGGGCAUCCAGCAAAUUAAAAACCGUGCCUGGAUCGGGGCUACAGUGGUCGUGGAGAACUCAACGAGUCCAAGAGUCGCGAUAUGCGCACCACUGUGGAAAACUAGAUACAGUUUUACUGAAACGAAACAUUAUGACUCGACGGGCAUGUGUUACUCCGUGACAUUAACGAACAAAGGCGUUCUGAAGGCAACGGCGUACUAUCCAAACAGCAACUUCGUGGUUGACGGGACAAAAGACUCGUACUUCAAAAAUUUUAAUCUUGACGAGGCUGGAUUCUCAGCUCACAUCGAGCCCGACGCUCAUCGUUUGAUGACCGGGGCUCCGGGUGUAUCGAAGUGGAAUGGCUCCAUGAUCAGCCUCGAAGAUGACCGUUGGAUCAAUCAACAAGAAAAAUUCCCCACAACUGAUUUUGUUCGUAAUUUUGGAUUGAAAAUGGGCUAUUUUGGUUAUUCAAUAACAUCUGGAAAUUUUUACAAGGAAAAGAAACGUUUCUAUGCCACUGGAGCUCCUCGCAGCAACAAUUUAAGAGGAACAGUUUUCAUUUUCGAUACUUUAAGAAGUAUUGGUGAAGAUUUCCUGGAUAUGAUAGAGGAAUUUGGAGGCGAAAAUUUUGGCGAAUACUUUGGUUCCAGUUUGACUGCCUGUGACGUCAAUGGUGACGGCAGGGAUGAUUUGAUCGUAGGAGCUCCACUGUGGACUCACAACAUCGACGAGGGACGCGUGUACGCUUACGUCUCCGAAGGCCAGUCAAACUGGAAAACUUACAUCAUAAAUGGAACGCGACCAUUUGGACGUUUCGGCAGUUCAUUGGCUUGCCUGGGUGACCUCGACCACGACGGUUUCCAGGACGUGGCUGUUGGGGCACCCUACGAGGAUGAUGGACAAGGGGCCGUCUAUAUAUACAGUGGCAGUGGUGAUCGCGAACUCUUCCUCAAGCCAAGCCAACGCGUGAACGCCAAUAAUCUGUUACCUGCACUGACACCCACGUUGCGGGGCUUUGGGUACUCGCUGAGCGAGCCGGCACGUGACGUCGAUGGUGAUGGCUUCCCUGAUCUCGCAGUGGGUGCCUACGUGUCCGGCCACGCGGUCUUCCUGCCCAGUAGUCCCGUCGUCAGGGUGAAUGUCGUGCUGCAGCGCUACCUUAAUGAAAGCCUUGCCUCGAACUCGAUGCACUUCGCCUUCAAGGCUUGCGCGGAAUAUCAUGGUCACUUGGUUGCCUUUAACGCAACUAUUUUUGUAAGAUUAUACGAAGUAACGGGACACGGUAAAAAAGAACUUAAUUUUGGUCAUACAACGAGAAGAGCCAUAACUUUGAAACCCGCGGAGCAACAUUGCGAAUUUAUAUACAUACUACGAGAGAACUCCAUAAGAUACGUGGAAAAUCCGAUACAAGUUAAUAUGAAUCUGAGAUGUGGUCACGUAGAUAGUAUAUCCUCCACCAGAUGCUUUGCAAUGAUUCACCCACAAUCAAAAGAUAGCGACAGUAUUCUAGCUUACGCCCGCGAGUGUGGCUCUGACGACACAUGCCAAGCUGAUUUGCGAGUGAGCAUUGAAAGUAAUCUCUCGGGUCCUAACAACAGCUACACGAUUGGAUCCAAGAAAAACGUUAAAGUCACCAUAUCCGUUAUAAAUCUCGAAGAGCCCGCAUACAUGCCAGAGGCCGUCAUUUCCAUCCCAAAGCCGAUUACAAUGUUUAGAGUACCUCCGAAUUGCAAAACAUCGUACCAAGUUAACAACGAUUUGGUACUAACAUGUCAACUACCAAAUCCGCUGCUUAAAGAAAGUCCAGGCAUCUUAAAUUUAGAACUAGACAUGAGCGCAAUAGAGUGCCCUGAAAAGUAUAAAGAAAUAAAUGUAAAAGUUACCACUCGUAGCGUCGAAGAAAAACUCAAUGACAAUUCUAAAUCAUUAGUAAUUACCUACGAUGUUAAAGCGGAUCUCAGAAUUGUCGGAAAAUCUCAAGAAGAGCGUUACUCUUAUCUGGACAGUGAUGUGGACGAAAUGCACUCCAAGGACUUGAUUAUCCAUCACAUUUACGAAAUAUACAAGUUAGGUCCUACUCCGAUCCAAAAGGCUGACUUUUUUGUUGAUGUUCCAGUGCAGUUUCAAAAUUUGGUGAUUGCAAAUAUAAGCUCAGUACAUGAUUCUCUCGCCGGACACGAAUUCAAUUGCACACUGGAGGUGCUGUCAAACCACAACUCUUUCAACCAAAAAAAUCUUUUGGAUUCAUUCGUUUCUUCUCAAGAUGUGUUUUCUAUCAAUUGCAUGAAUCCUGACGUUAUAUGUCAAAGUCUCCGCUGCGAUGUUGGUCCUUUCAUUGAAACGACUUCUGUAGCCGAAUUGAUCGUACACAUAGACCUUCAAGUUUCAAAUGACAUAGUUGAAGCAGCAAAAGGAAAAAAUAUAAUUUAUUCGAGCCAAGGGUUCGUCGAGAUUGUAGUACCCAAUGUUCAAUUCGUGACAAAUAACACAAGGCAGAAUUUCGUGCAGAUCUCCACGGAAAUUUCCAGUUACAAUCACGUUGGAAUAUCCAUAUGGAUAAUUGUCUUGCCGUCGACUUUACUAGGACUCGUUAUAUUUGUUAUCAUGAUUUUUAUAUUCUAUAAACUAGAAUUUUUCAAGAGAAAACGAAAAGACGAUUUACAGUCUUCAAAACCAACGGUAAAAGUGAGUUAGUGUACAUCUUGCUGUGUAAAAGUAUUACUCUAUGCAAUGAAAGAAUGAAUGUAUGAAAAGGAAAACAUAAUACAAAUAAUGUUUUGUGUACUUACAAAAAAAAAAACAAAGAAAAUAGUGGUUAGUGUACGAAAAAGAUUCGGUAACACUGCUUCAGUGACGAAAGAACAAAGAUUCAUGAUAAAUUUUAAAUUAUAUUACCAGUAUAUUUUUUUAAAAAUUUAUUCAUUAGUUUUCAGCCUUUUGGCCCAAAAAAUGGACUCUGUUUGCAAAAAAGCUAAUUGACGCCACACUUAAAAAUUAAGUUUCAUGUUACCAAUGUCAUUGCGAUUACUUUAAUUCUAAUCAUUAUGAUGGAAUAUUGUGUGAAGAAUAAAUUUAUAGAAAUUAUUGUGAAUGAGGCACCCCAGUGUAUAAGCUAUGUCUAAAAACCUAGAUAAUUUAGC